Molecule: messenger RNA, 2229 nt
Organism: Trichomonas vaginalis G3
Lineage: Eukaryota; Parabasalia; Trichomonadida; Trichomonadidae
Product: histone deacetylation
Exons: 1
Coding region: 1-2229 (742 amino acids)
Biological process (GO): negative regulation of transcription by RNA polymerase II
Cellular component (GO): chromatin; histone deacetylase complex
Molecular function (GO): transcription corepressor activity
Source: RefSeq, a predicted model, not a curated record
AUGGAUUCUUCACUAUUAUCUUUUAUCUCAGAUAUCCAAUUACAAUUAAAAAACAAACAACGAAGUGAUGCAAUCCUUAGAACAUUAUGCUUAUAUGCUGAGAAAAAAAUACCAAGAUCCACUUGUUUAACAAUAGUUUUUUCAUUAUUACGAUCUCAUGCUGCUUUAACUCAAAAAUUUGCUGCCAUCGUCGAAGAAAUACCACCACCAUUAUCCCGUUCUGGUUGUUUAACUGAUGAUCCAUAUUUAAUCACAGCAAUUGAAUACGAAUUAUGGCCAAAUGCAUUGAAGCAAUUUCUACUAAGAAUUCGUGAUGUAAUGCUUCGUCGUGGCAACUUAUUAGACGCAUUUGUCUUUUUAGAACAUGUAAAACCUACAUCAGGUCCAUUUUGGCUUUUAUGGGAACUAUUCAAGCCAAUUUCACAGACAAACCACUUUAUGCAACUCAUCUACGAUGGCUGUGUCAAACUUUCAUACAUUCCUCCAUAUUUGAAAACUGAUAUUCCACCUUCUCAAGCAGAUUUAAACCCAUCCGCUAUUACACAUCAAAAAAUUGUCGAUUCUGAAGUCGUUUGUACAUAUCCAAGUGACAUUUGGCAGCCAUUUAACCCAAUCGGACGAAAAAAGAUCGGAUCAUACGGAUUACUACCUCCAGAGAAGGUUGAUUGCACCUGCAGUGGUCGUAGAGUCAGCGAAUACUGCGCUUGCAAUGAUCGCUGGGCCAUUUCCGCCGCUGGAUUAGAUUGCAAUUUCAAAUUUGUCCAAAAGAACCAAUACGAAGACCGCAUCUACGACAAUGAAGACGAGCGUGUCCAAAUGGAUGUAGCAAUCACCAGAAUGAGGUCAUCAAUUCUUAGAUUAACCUCAUUAAAAACCGCAAUUUUAGAUCCACGCAUUAAAAUCGAUACAUCAUCAUUUCCACAGUGCAACCUUACUCCUCUUGACUUCCUCACCCUUGAAGACAUCUACGGCCCUACGAAUCUCGAUUCCGUUCUCUUCGCGAUGACGCAAAAUCCCGUGAAAAUGCUGGAUACAGUCAUCGAAAGAACUUCCGAGAAAAUGAACGAUUUGAGUGAAUUUCGGAGACAAAAAGAGCCAGAAUACCAUGAAUUCAACAAGCGGAACAUCAAGAAAUCCCUUGAUAAGAAGAACGAGCCAGUGAAUCAGACACAUCAAACUAAUGUUUCCGUGAAAGAAGAAGAUCCUUUCGAAACAUUGAAAGAAGGGAAAGAAAGGACAUUUUCUUUUGAUCUCGAGCACGUAACAGUUGUCAACGAGAUUAUUAACAGAUGCUGCAGGUUCUCCAUGCAACACAUGCAAGCAGAUGUUGCUCCGACAUUGAUUUCGAGAUUUUUAAUGGUUUUUCUCGGUUUCCAAGAAAAAUCGAAUUCUAAUACUGUUUUUAGUCUUAUUCCGACAUCUUGUGAUGGUGAUGACUUGGAAACACAUUACAUGACAAUACCUCUUUAUAAGAUGUUGUUUUAUUACUGGCAACUCACUGAAACUGUUUCAUUUAUUUUAAGGGAAUCAUUUUUAAUAACGAACAAUUCCAGUUCAGAAAAUUCUGAAGAAAUAAAAAACAUCAUCAAACCACAAGGAAUUAAAGUUGCUGCAAUGCUUGGCUAUAUAUCAAACAAUAACAUUGCUAAUGUUAAUUCUUCCGUUGUCAAGGAAACAUUGAUAGAAUUGAUCCCUAACUAUUAUUCCAAUCAAAAACACGUCAAUUCUCUUGAAUCCAAUUUUGAAAUUCCUUCGCAAAGUCCUCUGCCAAAUUUGGAUUCAAUAAGAAAGUGUUUGAUGAGUUUCAUGAAAGCCGCACAGUCAGUGGCAAUGAAUACUCCUUCGCUGGAAAUUGUUGAGGCAACACAAGUCUCUGAUAAAAUUGUUUACAGAGCAAUGUGUUUGGCAGCGGUUUCUGGUUUAGGUCAUUUCAGAUGUAAAUUGAAUUCUGAUGAUGAAAAAGUGACAGUGACGAUAAAGGGAUAUUUACCGAAAUGUCUUAAACAGAGCAAGACAGUGAGAGUGUACGUGAAGAAUAAGAACUGCGUCCAGAAGAUAGACAGAAAUGAUAUAAACGCACACCAAGAAACGUUUAAGAAUUUGGUAAUUCAAAAAAGAGGAAAAAUGAAAGUCAGAAACGUUUUGAACGAAUUGUGCUUCAGAAUGGACUACGAUGGUUUGCAGUUCAAAAACUCUGGUGCUGACUUCAUUAGACCUGAACAGAAAUAA